GCCGCAUCAUUCUGUAGGGACGUUGGUUUCCUGUACUUGAAAUAACGUUUCCUGCAGAGGUUAGAGUGGCAGCUCUCUUACGGACAGUGUUAGUCACCUGAGACCAGGGAGUACACAGGUGCCUCAAAACAUACCUGCAGUGUCCACAGAGCUGCUUCAGAUAAGCCAUGGCCCAUGUCCGCAAUAAAAAGUCAGAUGACAAAAAGGCUAUGGUGGUAGCGAAGGAAGAUACAAACAAAAGUGAAUCUGAGGGAGUCACGAAAUUACAAACGUAUCUGAAAACAAUACCAAUUGCCAAGAAGAAGUUCGCAAAGCUCCCAAAAAGGAAGAAGUCUCCUACAAGUGCCGAACUGUUGUUAAUAGAUCCAAGAUACAGUGCUUCCAAGGAGGGGCCACUUGGUUUGGGCCCUAUAGUUUUGCCUUUUGUACAGCGUUUCAACAACAUUGAUGGCUUUAUGACUUUAUAUGUUGCAGCAGUCUUAAUUCAUGGUGCUUUAUUUGCUGUUGUUGAUAUGACUUUAAACAUAUAUCAAGUUCAAUUUUCUCUGACGAGGACAGAGUGGUAUUUGAUGGAUUUCAGUGAUUAUAUUGCGUCUUUUGUCGUAGCAAUAAUUAUAGCACACUUUGGAAGUAAAGGGAACAGGACAAGAUGGAUUGCAGCUUCCUGCAUUUUAAUGGGACUUGAAUCGAUGUUAUUUGCUUUUCCUUUCUUUACAUAUGAAAUUAUAAUACCGGGAAGACAAAGCAUAGAGUUGUGCAUGGAAGAAAAUGAAAAGAGAAAUAUAAUUUGUGGAAACUCAGUUCCGAACAGAUCAAAAUGUAUCUAUUUCCACAUCGCUGGGCAGUGUAUCCAUGGCAUAGCAGGGAUGCCAAUUUAUAUCCUUGGCAUAACCUUCAUUUUUGACCACAUUCCCACAAGUUCAUGCGGCUUCUAUUUAGCUAUUGGACAUUCUGCAUAUCUGAUAGGAUACCUUCUGGGUAUGGUAGGAGGACUGCAGAAUUUUCAGCCUCCACCCAAAGAAAAAACAGUCGAAAUUGAACCAGCGAAGGUGUACCAACUGUUGCAGAGUGGGUGGUGGAAAACUUUUUUGAUUAUUGCUGCAAUCUCAUUUUGUGUAUCUUUCAUGAUGGUAUGUUUUCCAACUAGUUUACCUGGUGCACAUAAGUUAAGACUUGCGAAAAGAAAGGAACCUCCCACCAUUGACAGGAGACUUAAAGAUAUGAAAAUUCAACCUCAUUUGAAGGGUUUUCUUCAUAAUAUUUGGCAUAUUUUGAAGAACCCACUGAUGCUGACCCAGGCAAUCUGCAAAGUCUCAGAGUAUUUGACUUUUAAUACAUCUUUAUACUUUUUGCCCCACCAUUUACAAACUCAGUUUUUAAUAACACCCGGAAUUGCCUCUCUGCUCACAGAGUGUCAAACAACAACAUUUGCUGGAAUCAAUGAAGAUUAUGAUGGCUAUGGUCAACUUGGAAACCUCACAGCUGACUGCAAUGAGUAUUGUGAUUGCACCACUUCCCUCUAUACUUCCAUAUGUGGAAGAGAUGAAAAAGAAUAUUUUUCUCCCUGCUUUGCAGGCUGCAAAGCUACUAAAGUAUCCCAGACAGAAAAGACAUACUACAAUUGUUCUUGCAUUAAAGAAGGAUUGGCAGCUUCAGAUGAUGAAGGUCAAUUUAUUGAUGCUAUUGCUGGAACAUGUGACAGCGACUGUCUUAAGUUACCUUUAUUUUUUGCCUUUUACUUUUCGGCUACUGUUUUUUCUAAUAUGUGCAGUAUACCUGUCAUCUCAAUUAUCCUCCAAAGUGUACCUGCCAACUUCACUUCACUUAGCCUGGGUGUGACCUACGCCAUUGUGAAAUUUGUUGCAUCUGUCCCUGCACCACUCUUGUUUCGACUGUCGUCAGCUAUAGCUUGUAUAUACUGGGACAAUAAUAGAUGUGGAGGGAAAGAACGUUGUUGGAUCUAUAAUAAGAACAUAUUGGUCUACGAAUUUAUGGGAAUAUGGAUGAGUUCCCAAUUAAUCAUAGUCUUGUUGAACAUUUAUGCAAUUCAGAUACAUGAUGUUGUGGUACAUGGAGAAAUCACUGAGAGCAAAACCACUGUAAAAGAUGUAAAAGAACAAAAAGAAAGAAAGGCUUAAUUUCUAAAUGAUUUCUUCAUUGGGACUGGAGAAUCUGUGAAGUUCUGAGUUCUAAGGACUGCAGUCUAUUUUUUAUUUUUUGGAGAUUUCAUAAGAUGCAGCUAUGCUACAAUUUCAGAAGAGAAAAAGAAUAUUAAAUCAUCUAUGUGCAAUCUUUAUUUUCAUAAUUAAAAUAAUCAUAUGAAACAUUUCUAAUCAUGUUUUAUGGAUUAGCACUUUCUUAUUUUAUUAGUUUAAGAUUUAUUUAUCUUGGCUAAUAUCCACUUAUCAGUGAGUGCAUAUCAAGUGACUUCUUUUGUGAUUGGGUUACCUCACUAAGGAUUAGCACUUUCUUAGUUUUAUUGAGGGGACCGUGUGUGUUCUUGGCAUAUGUCAUACCUGAGCAGUUCUCAGGAGUCAGUUUUCACAUACCAGCUUGUGGGAUGUUAGCAUAGAUUUCAGGUUUUCACCUCUAUGGGCAAGCAUCCUAACCCAUUAAGCAAUAUGCUAACUCUAGUAUAGGAUUUUAAAAUAUUCUUCUAUGUGUGUAAUGUAGAUUCCUGUGGGAAUUAGUUUCAAAUUUUUGAAUUAUAACUAUUAAACUAUUCUUUAAUC
Mus musculus (house mouse) is the source of this 2732-nucleotide messenger RNA. It is a transcript of the gene Slco6c1, whose product is annotated as solute carrier organic anion transporter family, member 6c1. The transcript has 14 exons. Gene Ontology annotation, biological process: transmembrane transport. Gene Ontology annotation, cellular component: membrane. The record is from RefSeq and is a predicted model, not a curated record. The coding region runs from base 168 to 2138 and encodes 656 amino acids. NCBI's taxonomy places the organism in Eukaryota, Metazoa, Chordata, Mammalia, Rodentia, Muridae.